Adelges cooleyi (spruce gall adelgid) is the source of this 2999-nucleotide messenger RNA. RefSeq lists its product as uncharacterized. The coding region runs from base 406 to 1767 and encodes 453 amino acids. The transcript is spliced from 5 exons. NCBI's taxonomy places the organism in Eukaryota, Metazoa, Arthropoda, Insecta, Hemiptera, Adelgidae. The record is from RefSeq and is a predicted model, not a curated record.
GUUGUCGUUACUCGCACGCACCAGGCACCAGCAAAGUGUGCCGUCUAGUCACCGCGCACAGGUGUUCCUCGCACGCGCGCUUGUGUGUGUGUAUAUUUAUAUAUGUAUAUAAAUACAUAUAUAUAUAUAUAUAUAUAUAUAUAUAUAUUAUAUAUACUUAAGUUCGCUGUUGCCGCCACCGUCGCCGUCGGUUUCAACGGACAUCAACAAGUGUCAUUUCAAAGUUUCCGCACGACCGCGUUCCUUGCCUUUUGGAUGGAAGUAUUACAAACCCGAUUCCGGAACACGAUAUUUACAAUGGAUUAAAGAGCGGAAAUUACAAAACCACUAAUACCGAUCAAGUUUAACUUUGUAAAAAAUUACUAGCGUACUUGAAAGUCGCUAACAGAGAAGUUGUCAAGUAAAAUGGAAUCUGAACCGGUAAUUGUUGUAGACCAAGAAAAUUGCUUUGUCGAAGAGGAUGAAGAAACGGAAGAUGUCAAUGCCACUGGAACUCCCGGUACCCCUACACAGAAUCCGUUUUUUUUAUCGCCGUUCAGAGACAUGAGGAAACGUUCAUUACCAACGCCACAAUGCACAUCCGGAAUAACUGCUAGUCAGGUGCGAAGAUUGAGUGACCAAGGAGCUGCCGGCGCGGCCGCCCGCGAAAAGGCAUUCUUGGCUACUUUGACCAAGGCGCCGGGUCCUUACGCACCGGGACGCCGACACUCGGUAAUCACUAUAUCCAAGGCACCCAUGCCACUAUUUGGCCGCAACCGUCGUGAGUCCAUCGCGUCAUUUCCCAGCAAGGGGCCUCGUUGUAACCGGAGAGAUUCUACGUCCGGCGCUGCUCCUUCGCCCAGUGGUAGUCAGUUCAACCUGCAGUUGGACAUCAUGGACGAUAUUGCGGACAUUAAAGCCGCCCGAAAGGUGCGGAUGAAGAUGUGGCAGACCGAGGACAAGGAAAAGAUGUGCGAACUACAACCAUUGGACGGCAGCGCUAACACUCAAAUGUCUAGGUUUAAAGAAGCUCGGCGGUAUUCGGAUAUCGACGUUUGCGAAAAACUGGCACCGCCCGUGCCACCCCGCAGACGAGCGUCAGACUUGCCGGAGUCCACGAGCAAAUCUCAGUCGUCCGGCAUUGUGUGUACCAACACGGAUUUGAUGUCUAUUAUGAACUCACUUAAAUCGACGGCCAAUAAAGCGCUGUUUAAAGGCCUAUCCGGCAGCAAGACAACGGACAGCUUAUCGGUGGGCGACCGACGACGAGACACGCUGCGGACCGGCCGAUCCAACAGCGUAGACGUGGCCAACUUGCACGGGGCUGUAAGUACCAGUACGCGCAAUUGGUUCAGGAAAAUGUCCGCCAAAACGUCGGCGUACCGAACUGCGGACGUCGAGUGCCCGGAGCCUCGGCCCGGAGGCAACGGCACCGAUUGCGUGCAAAAGUCGCCGGUUGUGGUGACUUUUGCGGACGAACGGCCCAAAGUGUCGCUGUUGGAAUCGGUGCCGUGCAAACCGGAAAAACCAGCACAGCAGCCGGUCGAUAAAAAGCAGGACGUGGUAGUGUGGGACCGUCCGUCCGGUUCGGUGGUCAAUGCCGAGGUGUUGGGCACGGCCAUCGAGGGCUUUCUGGCUUCCAAGAAGUCCGGCGACAGCGGCGAAGCGUCACCCGCCGAAGGCGAACCGCCUACUGGAACGUCUUCGUCGAAAGGUGCCAACGACCAGACCGGCCGAACGUGCGAUACUUCCAUUUGUUCGUCGCUCAAGGACCUUUUCGUCAAAUAACUGUAAGACAACUCGUGCCAGUAAAUCAUGUAACCACGUCGGCCGCUUUUUAUAUGAUAUUACAAACGUUGCUUGCAACACCUUUCAUGAACAUCCCGUUCCACUGCUAAGCUUGUAAUAUUGUUUUUUUUUUAUUUCAUUUGAUUUAAAUUGCACUAUAUUACUAUUAAUAACGUGUUAAUUGUUACCUAAGCGCAGUUUAAAUUUCGAAACUCGUAGCUUUAUACCGUAGUUAUAUAAUAUAACUGUAAUCGUAGAGGUCCCUCGUGUGCCCGUAUGGCGUGUACCCUUGUAUACUUAUAUAUUUCUUAAACUCACAUAAGUCCUGUAUAUAUAUAAAGCCCUAUACAGGCUGUAAACAUAUACCAGACUCGGAGCAAAACAAUUUUUAACCCGUUCCGUCCCAGUCCGGUUAAAAACAAUCUCAAAAAUAAACUGACUUGAUCUAGUCGAUAAAAUAAAAAAUUAACUGAACUGGAAUUGAUUUAAUAAUAAUUUCAAUCCAUUUCUAUUCAUCCCGAAUCUACCUAAAAAAAUGAAUUAUACAAGUAAAUAGAAAAUAGUACAUGCAGUUUUACAAAAACGUCCGAACUUAAAAUACACGUGCGCUUAAAUUACACGAAUCUUAUAUGGUUUUGGUUCAGAUUUAUGAAGUACGAGUAAGUACGGGUAAUAUCCAUCACAAAUUACGAGCCCUACUUCUUAAAGUAAGUACACAUUUUACAGCAAUGGUAAUUUAUUUGACGCAGGUAAUAAUGUCGUAACACGGUCAACGAAAAUAUAAUUUUACUAGCACGAGUCAUUGAAAUAUAGCAUUUAUAAGACUUUGAAAACCAAUAAGAUUGGAAAAUAAAUGCUUACUGUAAAAUUACUUUAUAUAUUUUUAUUUAAUAUAUAAAUAUUAAAUUUAUAUAGUAUAAUUACCACAAGUGGUAGUCAUUUAUAAAUACUAUUUACCUGCUCUAUUAUUAUCUAUGCUAAAAUACUUUCUCCUCGAUUUAUGUGUAACAUAAAAAAUGAUUGUCUAAAAAUAAAAAUGUCUUAUAAUAAUGCCUAAGACUACUCAACAGGAAUGUUAGAAGUUAUUCGGAUAAAAAACGUAAUUAAUUAAGUAGUAUUUAGACCUACUAUUUUACGACAAUAAUCUUUAAUUUUAAAGAUAAAAUUAGGAUUAGAUAAUUAAAUUAAAAAAAAUAUUAAGAAGUAUUAUCAUGUAUAAAUUAUGUCAUUAU